CCAGCAGAUUUGGGCGGCGCCGGCGCCGGCGCCAAUCCGUAGACUCGUGGAGAGGGAGCUUGACGGCGGCGACGCGAUGCCGAUCGAGAUGCCCCGCGGGCUGCCGUUCGCGGUGGACACGUGGACCCCGGCGUCGUCGCUGAAGCGCCACCGCUUCCUCACCCACGCCCACCGCGACCACCUCGCCGGCAUCGCCGCCACCUCCGCCGUCUCCGCCUCCUCCCCGGUCUACGCCUCCCGCCUCACCAUCCUCAUCGCCCUCCGCAUCUUCCCCCAGCUCCACCGCGCCGCGUUCGUCGAGCUGGAGGCGGGCGCCCCGCCGCUGCGCGUCCCCGACCCCGACGGCGACUUGACCGUCACCGCCUUCGACGCCAACCACUGCCCAGGCGCGGUGAUGUUCCUGUUCGAGGGCCCCUUCGGCGCCGUCCUCCACACCGGCGACUGCCGCCUCACGCUGGACUGCCUCAGCGCCCUGAUGCCCCUCCUCGCCCGCCGCAUCGACUACCUCUUCCUCGACUGCACCUUCUCGCGAUGCCCCCUGCAGUUCCCCACCAAGGAGGACUCCAUCCGUCAGGUGAUCAAUUGCAUCUGGAAGCACCCGAACGCGCCGGUGGUCUACCUGGUGUGCGACAUGCUGGGCCAGGAGGACGUCCUAAUCGAGGUGUCCAAGGCGUUCGGAUCCAAGAUAUACGUCGACAGGGACAAGAAUUCAGAUUGCCACCAGACGCUCUCGCACGUCGCGCCGGAGAUCCUCGCCGGCGCCGCCGCGUCCUCCACCCGCUUCCACGUGAUCCCGUUCCCGCGGCUGUCGGAGCGGGCAACGGAGAUCCUCGCGCUGGCACGGGCCAGGCAGCAGCCAGAGCCCCUCAUCAUCAGGCCGUCCUCGCAGUGGUACGCGUACUACGAUCCACCGGAGGGGUCGGCGCAGCAGAAACCGCUGCUGACGGAGCCGAUGCGGGAUGAGUUUGGGGUCUGGCAUGUCUGCUUGUCGAUGCAUUCGUCCCGAGAAGAGCUGGAGCAGGCGUUGGGGAUCCUCAAGCCCAAAUGGGUUGUCUCGACGACGCCUCCGUGCAUGGCAGUGGACCUGAGCUAUGUCAAGAAGCAUUGCGCCCUGUCCCGGUUUGGUCCUGAUGAUCCCAUCUGGAAGUUGCUUGGGAUACCUGAUGGGAUGUCUACUGGUAUCAGCAAACCACAGGCAGCGCUGACGGUGGAAGCUGUCGGGGAGCGUGAGGAAGAAUUCAGUUCUUGUACUGAUGAGUGUGGCUCCGAUGAUAGAAGCCAGGCAGAGGCUGCAGAACCCACACCGGCUGAUUUUGAGAUCAGAAUUGAGCCGCCUGUGACGCUAUUUGGGAGCGCAAGGUUUGGAUUAGUGCAGCACGAAUCUGAACUGUGGGGACAUGAGUAUCAGAUUGUGGAGAUGAUUGAUAAUGCUGAACUUGAAGCCAAGGAUUCUGCUACCAAAACUGGGUGUUGUCACAAUAGCAAGCCUGAUGAGAGUGUAGAAAUAAUUGAUUUAACUGAAGUUGCAACAAAGGAGCAGACUUCAGUCCCUGAAUCUGAGCUGUUGAAGGGCAGCAAAUCUGACGAUGGAGCUGAAGUAGUUGAUCUAACUGAAGAUGGAAGGAAACAGAUGAGUUUCAUUGCAGAGCCUGAACAGUCUAUGGAUGACAAAGGGAAUGGGGAAGUUGAAUCGGUGGAAGCCCAAGAACAGGAUCAGACUGUUCAUUAUGAUCUGCAGGAAGUUUGCAGGCACAAGGUCACUGAUGCAGGUAAAAACAGAAUGAAGGUGACUAAAGAGAUUUCAAUUUCAGCUGUGCAUGUCAAAGUUUCGGCUACAAUCAACAAGGAUGAUGACACAUCUACAUCAGAAACCGGGGAGAACUCUGAUCAAGGCUCUGAAAGGUCAAGCGAUUCUUCGACCACUGUUGGAUCAUCAAAAGGGCUUAACACAAACCUGAGGCGGCUUUACAGGUCGAUGAACGUAUCUGUUCCGCGGCCCCUGCCGUCAUUGGUUGAGCUCAUGGGGGCCUCCAAACGACCCAGAGUUUCUCAAACUGUGCAGCUAUAGGCUUGUGGCAGGUUAAUUAUUUAUUUUAUUGCUAUCAAAUUCAUAUCUCUGUUGAAUCUUUAUUUCUCGUUAGCUACUUGAUUUGUGGCUCAAGGACUACUUCAGAUUGACUUGAUUCUACAAAGAGGCAAGUAUAAGCUUGCAGUAGAGUAUAGGCAGCAAUGAUGUAUUGUGCUGAAGAAACAUCUUGUGUUCUGAA
Messenger RNA from Setaria italica (foxtail millet), 2267 nucleotides. RefSeq names its product protein artemis. Gene Ontology annotation, molecular function: 5'-3' DNA exonuclease activity; damaged DNA binding. The coding region runs from base 77 to 2068 and encodes 663 amino acids. Gene Ontology annotation, biological process: interstrand cross-link repair; protection from non-homologous end joining at telomere; double-strand break repair via nonhomologous end joining. Lineage: Eukaryota; Viridiplantae; Streptophyta; Magnoliopsida; Poales; Poaceae. The transcript has 3 exons. The record is from RefSeq and is a predicted model, not a curated record.